Messenger RNA from Chironomus riparius, 1542 nucleotides. NCBI's taxonomy places the organism in Eukaryota, Metazoa, Arthropoda, Insecta, Diptera, Chironomidae. The record is from the annotation of a GenBank genome assembly.
AUGAGUCAGCUUUCGGUAAUUACUGUAAUGCAAAAAGAAUUAGAUGCUAUUUCAAGACGGCGAAGAAGUUUAGAGUCAAAUGUCUCAUACCUUGAGGAUAAAAUUAACGUUGUAAAUCAAAAUCUUGAGAAAAAUGGAAACAAGAUGAAAAUGAUGUCAUUAAUUGAAUUUUUGGAAAUAGAGAAGCAAAGAGUACAAGAACACAAAUUGAAUAAAGUCAAUGAAAAAGCAAAACUAUUAAAGGACAAAAUCAUCAACAUAAAAAAACGUCAAAGGAACUUAACUUCAUGUAACAAUAUUAAAGAGAUAUUGUCAUCCCAAUUACUUUCGAAUGUACAUCUUGUAAAACCUAACCUUUCAAGACCAAAAAGUUUUCAACAACCAAAUAGAGCUUACAAUCAAGCUAAUAGAAAAUAUCAAUCACUUCCUACAUCUUUAUCUCAUACCGAAAAUGAAGAAUUUGAAUCAUUUAAUUUACUUUCAAAUCAACAAAAAGAAAGGUCAUCAACACAUCUGCCAAUGUGUAUGUCAAUGAAAGUUUGUAAAGAAUGCGCAGCAAUAAGAGAUUUUUUCGAAAAAAUGCAGAAUGAAAAAGUUGUUGAUCAGGUUGAUAAAAGAUCUCCCAAAACAAAUUCUUAUGACUUUGGAAACGUAGAAUCACCGUAUAACGUUAGUAGCAAAUCUGCAGUUUCUAAAGUUUUCAACGAUAUUACUUAUGGCAGCACAAAAGAAUCCAAAGAAAGUACGAAAGCUUCUACUGCUAAUGAAGAUCAAAAUCAGUAUUGUAUGAGAUGUAGAGCAGUUAUUAACGAAGUUAAUAACCAAGUUGAAACAUCUCAACAAAAAGAAUUUCAUAUGUAUUCAGAUAUAAAUCAGACAAGCGUAUUAUCUGACGUCAUCGUUAAAUCACAAUCAAAAUGCAUUGAUGAAGACGAAGAAACAGAAAUUUUUGAACCUCAAGCUUCGUUUUCUUCCCAAAAGUCUAUCGAUGUAAUUUCUGCAUCGAUUUUAGCAACUUGUGAAUCUUAUGCUUUUUGUGAAUGCUGCAAAAACAAUUUAACUAAUAUAACUAUGCUAACACCUUCACCAUCAAUAGUUGAAAUGGCUUGCAUAUCACAUGAAAAUUGCACCAAAUGUACAAAAGUCCUUUUAUCAUCCAGAGAUAAAAGCUUAUCAUUAACAAAACCUGUAUCCUAUGAAAAUUUAUGCACAAAAUCUCCUCAAAGUAGUAAGUCUGGAAUGUCUUUGAAGGAACAAGAUGGCACCGUAAAACUUUCCAGUAAGAUACUACUCGAACAAAUUCAGAAAGAAAUAGAAUAUCAAAAUCAAAUUAUUUUUGAUACAAAAGAUCAAAAAAGUAAACUUUCGAUAUUGAAUGAAUCUGAUGAGAAAUUACUUCUACUAAGAAAUAUGCUAGAAAUAGAAAAUAUGAAACUUGCUGAUAUUAAGAAUCUGGCUAGAAACGAGGAGCAAAAGCUGAAAGAAUUAAAUUCUUGGAACAAACCUUUUAUUACUGAAAAUUUUUUAAAAUAUGUUGAAUAA